Molecule: messenger RNA, 1990 nt
Organism: Apaloderma vittatum (bar-tailed trogon)
Lineage: Eukaryota; Metazoa; Chordata; Aves; Trogoniformes; Trogonidae
Gene: THAP12
Product: protein-kinase, interferon-inducible double stranded RNA dependent inhibitor, repressor of (P58 repressor)
Exons: 1
Molecular function (GO): protein dimerization activity
Source: RefSeq, a predicted model, not a curated record
UUGAUGAAGCUUUUGAACGGGAACACACGACUCCAGGAUUGAACGAAAGCAAUGAGCAAAAUACGGUCUCAGAGGAAGGAGGAGAAGAACAAGAGGAAGAAGCUGUCCCCUUAACGCUGGAAGAAAGAGAAAACAAAGAUUACCUUAAAUCUCUCUUUGAGAUUUUGAUCCUCAUGGGUAAACAAAAUAUUCCUUUGGAUGGCCACGGUGUUGAUGAGCUUCCAGAAGGUAUUUUCACUUCAGAUAAUUUUCAGGCUCUGCUGGAAUAUAGAAUAAACGCCGGAGAUGAAGUUCUGAGGAAACGAUUCGAGAUGACCGCCGUCAAUCUUGAGUAUUGUUCGAAAACGCAGCAGAAGCAAAUGCUUGAGAUCUGCGAGAGCUGCGUGAGAGAAGAGACGCUGAGGGAAGUCAGAGACUCGCACUUCUUUUCGAUCGUCACCGAUGAAGUAGUAGACAUCGCGGGAGAGGAACAUUUGCCCGUGUUGGUGAGAUUCGUCGACGAUUCCCAUAAUCUAAGAGAAGAAUUCAUAGGGUUUUUACCGUAUGAGGCUGAUCCUGAAAUUUUAGCUGUCAAGUUCCACACGACCAUCACUGAAAAAUGGGGCCUAAACAUGGAGUACUGCCGAGGUCAGGCCUACAUCGUCUCCAGCGGGUUUGCUUCUAAAAUGAAAGUUGUGGCUACGAGACUGUUGGAAAAGUAUCCCCAAGCCGUGUACACGCUCUGUUCCUCAUGUGCCUUAAAUGCCUGGCUGGCAAAAUCCGUCCCCGUUGUCAGCGUCUCCGUCGCGCUAGGGACAAUCGAAGAAGUUUGCUGUCUCUUUCAUCAGUCUCCGCAGCUGCUGGCGGAGCUGGAAAACACCAUUUCUGCUCUUUUUCAGAACAACAAGGAGAAGGGUAACGAGCUGAAGGAGAUCUGCCGUUCUCAGUGGACGGGCAGGCACGACACUUUCGAGGUUUUGGUGGAGCUGAUUCAAGCGUUGGUGCUGUGCUUGGAUGCCGUGAGCAGCAACUCGUCCGUCAGGUGGAACAAUUUUAUCGCCGGGCGAGCUUUUAUGCUUUCGAGCGCUUUAACAAAUUUUGACUUCAUUGUCACCAUUGUCAUUCUGAAGAACGUUCUGUCUUUUACGAGGGCUUUCGGAAAAAAUCUCCAAGGACAGACCUCGGAUGUGUUCUUUGCAGCGAGCAGCUUAACGGCCGUGUUGCAUUCUCUGAACGAAGUGAUGGAGAAUAUCGACGUUUACCACGAAUUUUGGUUUGAGGAAGCGACGAACUUGGCCGCCAAACUGGACGUACAAAUUAAACUGCCGGGCAAAUUCCGCAGGGCGCAACAGGGCAGCUUGGACUCUGAGAUAACGUCGGAAAAUUAUUACAAAGAAAUCCUUAGCGUCCCUACGGUGGAGCACAUCAUUCAAGAGCUGAAAGAUAUCUUCUCGGAACAACAUUUAAAAGCUCUCAAGUGUUUAUCCUUGGUGCCCUCUGUCAUGGGGCAGCUCAAAUUCAACACGUCCGAGGAGCAUCACGCCGACAUGUACAAAAAUGACUUGCCUAACCCGGACACGCUUUCUGCUGAGCUUCACUGUUGGCGGAUCAAGUGGAAGCACAGAGGGAAAGAUAUCGAACUUCCAGCGACUAUUUAUGAAGCACUUCACUUGCCCGACAUCAAGUUUUUCCCGAACGUUUAUGCGUUGCUGAAAGUCUUGUGCAUCCUUCCGGUGAUGAAGGUGGAGCACGAGAAAUACGAAAUCGGACGAAAGCGCUUGAAGGCGUACCUGAAAAACACCUUGACGGAGCAAAGGUCGAGCAACCUAGCUUUGCUGAACAUAAACUUUGAUAUCAAACAUGACUUAGAUUUAAUGGUGGACACUUACAUUAAACUCUAUCCAGAUAAAGUAGAAUUUCAGGAAGACUUUAUCCCCUCAAACAACUCGGAAGUAACAGGAGAGGCUUAAUUUUUUAAGCUCUGUCUGAUCUGUUGAGAUGGCUUGUUUCU